Molecule: messenger RNA, 1080 nt
Organism: Cantharellus anzutake
Lineage: Eukaryota; Fungi; Basidiomycota; Agaricomycetes; Cantharellales; Hydnaceae
Exons: 4
Coding region: 109-681 (190 amino acids)
Source: RefSeq, a predicted model, not a curated record
GUUUUUUCGUCAGUCCAGCUUUUUACGCUGGAAUACAGCGCCCUUUUCUUGUGUCAGGCUCACAAAGGAGGCACGAUCUUAGCCCACCCCUUACCGACGUUCAAUUACAUGCUGCUGCGAUUUACAACGAAUGACCUGAGCCACACGACUCUGCGUGGAGAGGAUGGGGCUGACAUCUACACAAUUCAAACUCCAUUUACACAUCUAUUUCGACCUAAUCCAACUAUCCUUUCACGCGUAGGUCCUUCAAGAGAACCGCCUUUGGAGGCAAUUGCAACGUUGAAAUGGUGCUCGAUAAGUCCUGACAUGCUCGUGCGUCCAAACUAUAGCGACAUUCCGGUUGAUCAGUACGUGCCAAAGAAGGGGUGGCCAAGCACGUCUCGUAUCUUCAGAACAUCACAAGGCAAUUGGAAAUGGUCCACAAACUCCGGGAAUAUCGAGCUUUAUGAUUCAAGCUCACCCCGCCGAUUACUCGCAUCUUUGAGCAGAGAAGGCCAAUAUUUCUUCUUGAACAUCGAGGAUUCAGCCCUGAAACAUCUCGAGGACAUCAUCAUUGGAUUUAUCAUCUCCCAGCGAGACCUUAUGCUUCGUCGACAAAGAAAUAAUACUCGUGGAAGCAUUACCUUCAUCAGUACAUUGGAUAACACGAUUCACCACCAGAUGAUCAACACGACUAUGUGACCGAGGAGCCGUAGGGAAGUCUAGGUGUCAGAUAGAAGUGCUGUUACAGCGUGCAAUGGGAAGGGUCUCCAGGUGUGGCCGCAGCUGAGCCCGUUCUUCAGUGCAAAAGUGAUAGAUACGAAACUCAGGAUCGGGAGGAGGAUCACGCCUGUGUCUAGAAGCAUAGUGAAUUAGUCCUAUCAAGGUUUUGAGCUUGGCUUUUGCUAAGCUGCUCGUUGCAUCUUCUGAUGCUCUCGUGAGAGUAGUAGCUACGGGCAUACUCCUGCAGGAGGAUCCUUCGCAGAAGAAGUCCUUCUCUACGCAACUCAAAAAUGCGAUGUUCAUGGUGUUCAAGUAUGAUUCAUUGGCGUUCUCGUUUAAGGGGACGCUUGUAAUGUUAGAUGGAGCGGCCAAUAUUAG